Messenger RNA from Megalobrama amblycephala (Wuchang bream), 3245 nucleotides. It is a transcript of the gene gpr88, whose product is annotated as G protein-coupled receptor 88. Gene Ontology annotation, cellular component: membrane. Gene Ontology annotation, biological process: G protein-coupled receptor signaling pathway. NCBI's taxonomy places the organism in Eukaryota, Metazoa, Chordata, Actinopteri, Cypriniformes, Xenocyprididae. Bases 1977 to 3014 code for a protein of 345 amino acids. The transcript has a single exon. Gene Ontology annotation, molecular function: G protein-coupled receptor activity. The record is from RefSeq and is a predicted model, not a curated record.
CCUGUAUAAAUGUCUUUGUUCUGUUGAACACAAAGGAAGAUAUUUUGAAGGAUAUUUGUAACCAAACAGUUGUGGGGCAUUAUUGACUUGUAGUAUGGAAAGAAAAAAUACUAUGGAAGUCAAUGAUGCCCCACAGCUGUCACGGUAAUAUUGUGAUAGUACCCAGCACUGCUGUUAACCCAAAUUUUCAUUUUUGGGUGAACUAUCCCUUUAAUGUUCUCAAAACAUUUAAAUAUGUAUAUCAUUUUUGUUUCUGCGCAAAUUCGUUAUUAAAAUAUAGCCUAAGCUAUUCAUUUACACAGUGGCGGUCAUAACUUGUUUUCAUGACAGAUUUAUUUAAACAUACAUUAAACAUAUACAUUAAAUAAUCAAGAUAGGUCAAGUAAAAUAUAAUGAAUAUAGGCUAAUAUAGUGCAUAUAUGCAGUGAAAAAGUUAAUUUCUCUAGCGAACUAACAAGCUGUGGGCACUGAAUGACUUUACUGAGGUAAAUGCUACGUGACAUAGGCUAUUGGUUACAAGCUGUUUUAUUCACGUCUACGAUUACAUGAGAUUCAGUAAAUUGUACUGUAUCAUUCAACAUACCUUCAGAUGUUCAUUAUUGUUUGUUCUGUAACUAGUAUUAAAGAGGAAGAGAUGAUCACGUUCACUUGCGCUCCAUGCUGCCGCUUGAACUGAGGUGCCUGUAGCCUACAGCGUCACAUCAAAGAGUGUCAAAAUAGCAUUUAUUGUUUAAAUUUCGUGAUAAAAUGGACAGAAUUGUAGGGAUGAGACUUUGUUUCUUAUCGAAAGUAACACAACACAGAGCUGGAGCUUAUUGCGAUUAUUGGUGGUUAAUGGGCUACAGUUCUGUAUUUGUCGGUGCACAUGUGUACCAAACCGAAAUACGUGUACCAUUACACCCCUAGGAUUCAUUUUAUUGAAUUAGAAUCACACAACGUGAUCAGUGUAGUCCAAUUCCUGACCAAACGAAUGACUCUUAUAAUGGGCCAGUCCUUUUACUGAAUCAGAAACAAUGCGAUCAAUGUUGAGACAGUUGAGUCAAAAAUGCAUAGCAUGACCAGUGAUAGUCCAAUUCUCAAACAAUGACUCUCUUAAAACAUUUUUAGUGAAUCAGAAACAUACAACAUGAUCAGUGUAGUCCGAUUGCCGGCGAAUGAAUCGCAUGACUUGCUUAUUUUUAGUGAAUCAAAAACAUAGCACCACCAUAGUCUAAUUUCCCAAUGAAUUAUGAGCCUAUUCUUUGUAGUGAAUUAAAACCAUAUACAGCAUGUUUUUGUUCUGGUUCUUUUUCAGUUUAUCAAAAACUAUAAACCAACCUGAAUGGGUACGGCUAUUAGUUUUGUCAUGUCCGACUCAAAAAAGCAAACAAUGAACCAAUAAAAAAAGUGGUUUCCCUCAUUUUUGGAGCUUUACAUCCCUAGUCCUCAUUCACUUUCAUUAUAUGAAACAGAGCAGCUUGAACAUUCUGCUAAACUUCUCAUUUUAUGUUCCACAGACGAAAGAAAGUCCUACAGAUUUAAAGCGACAUGAAGGUGAGUAAAUGGUGCCAAAAUUUUUCGUAAUUAAAUAGUCCUUUAAAGAAACUAAAUAUUAUUUAUGUUCAAAUCAAUAGUAGAUCUGCAUAUUUAAAAUACAUCGUACUGCCACUGCCUUCUUCCUAAAGAUUCUCAUUGGGGAGCCCAUUAUAUUACGCCCUAUUGAUUAUUACAGGCUCAAUCCAUUAUGAAUAAUGAAUUGCCUUCAUGGUGAUUGUGCUCCCUGGGAAUAAUGAAAGACAAGUGAGAUUGUAGCGUGGGCUCUUGUUGAUCUCACGCCUCUCAGUCCUCACACACACACACACAUGAACGCACAUAUAAAGCUUGUUUCUCCACCGCAGCACCGCCAAAGGGAGCUGCGCUCUCUCACGCGCACGUUUCUUCACACAAUGUGAGAUGAGAUGUGAUGAGAUGACAUUAUUUUCCAGCCUGCUCCCAUCAUGCCAAAUGACACAGACAUGCCACUGUCGAUGUGCGCGCUGGGACGCGGAUCACGCAUCUCCCUCGCCACCGUCUACUCCUUCAUGUGCGUUCUGGGUACCGUCCUCAACCUCCUAGUUAUCUAUUUGGUGGUGACGUUCAAGAAGCUCCGCACAGCCAGCAAUGCGUUUAUCGUGAACGGCUGCGUGGCAGAUCUGCUGGUUUGUGCUUUCUGGAUGCCCCACGAAGCGGUUGCCACCUCCACUGGGACUUUUCUGGUGGUGGGUUACCAGGCAUUCAAAGAAGCGCUGCUGUUUCUCGGAAUCACCGUGUCACUGCUCUCACAUUCGCUUAUUGCUGUGAACAGGUACGUUUUGAUCACCAAAACACCUGCUGUGUAUCAAAGUCUGUAUCAGAAGAGAAACACAGAAUGGAUGAUCGCAGGAUCGUGGCUCGUCUCGUUGGGCUCUUUGUUCCCGUGGCUCACGUCCUUUCGAUACCCGCCUGAGAGAUGCCGAGACGCAGAGGACAGAUCCUUCACCACGGUGUCUGUUUUGUCCAGUCGGUUUGCCGCAAGCACUUUGGCGUUCACUAUCAUUGGACAAACCGUUGUCGUCAUGUACUGCUACUUUAAAAUUUUCCGCCGGGUGCAAAUAAGUGUGAAGAGGGUCAGUAUUUUGAAUUUCCAAAUCGUGAACAACCUCCCUUAUUCAUUCCCGAGAAAGGACAAGCGACUCGGCUUCUACGUUCUCGCAGUGUGCUUAAUUUUUAUUCUUACAACCGAACCCAUUUUUUGGGUUCUCAUCACCGGACUGUUCAUCCCGGUGUCAGUGGCGCUUUGGACAUCAACUUGGAUCGUGUUCUGCACUAUAUUUGUAUCCAAUCCCUUUCUGUACACCUGGAAAAAUGAGGAGUUUAGGAAGUCGUUCAGGUCUGUGAUGAGAGGAGACUUCUUGCGGGGAUCCACGGUCGGGGUCGAGCCCAUCACCAUCAACGCCAUUUCUCACAUCUUCCCGAGACAAAACAGCCGCAGGGCAUUUCUGGGCGAGAUGAACUGAGAUAAACCUGCGAAAACUAUACGACUAGUACUGUGGCCAAAUUUCGCUUGUGCCGGUGGUUUUUCAGUCACGAUGAGCUGCAUGUGUUUUACAGUGUUUUGUAAAGCAAAGUUUUUGUAACAUUUUUGUGAAUGUUGAAGUGUCAAUUGUUUUUGCACAACUGUGAAGACUACACAACUUUUUUAAAUAAGAAAUGUUUAUGAAUGUUCAAAUAAAUCAGAAAUAUCUCAA